CGGGCCAAAGCACCCGGGACUCGAGCUCGGAGCUUCGAGACGCUGGCUGCAAGAGCGCAGUGGGAAUGGAUUCUGAGCUGAGCGGAUUGCCGCGGACUGAGGCAAUGGCUUGAACCCUCAUGGAGUCACCCAGGGACCUGGACAUUGAGGUCUGGCUGGCAGGAGUACAUCUGGAGCGCUACGCAGAUACCUUCCGGAGGCACGGUGUGUCCACAGCUGCUGCUGCCCAAAGCCUGAGCCAAGAGGACCUUCGUCGAAUGGGCAUUUGGGCCACGGGUCAUCGCAAACGGAUUCUUCGCCUGCUACAGGGGGCCUCUUUGGAGGUCCCUACAGACGUUCCACAGGACACUACCAUGGAUACCCCAACUCCAGAUCCUCAAGCACUCCCCACCAAACCAGUACCCAAACCAAGGACUGUAUUUACUUUUUUCAGCACCACUCAAGGUGAAUCGGCUCCACCUUCACUAUUGGACCCUCCUAUGGAAACCCUUCCAGUGAUUCAGGGAGAGGAUACCAGCUUAAUAGUCCAAGAUGAGGGAAGUAUGGUCCCCAAAGGGUCAGAGCAAUCAGUGAGCCAAGAGCCUUCUCUAAGUACUUUUCAAUCACCUGUUGUCCCCUCCCUUCCUUUGGAUCCACCUCCCAUCUUGGACAGGAUGACAAUGAUGCCCAAUGAUAUCUACUUUGGGCUGGACCUUGGAAGGGGAACUCAACCAGGAAUUCAGGAAACGACUACAGAUGGCUCCCUGCUAAACUCUCCUACUCCCAUCCCCACCUCCAGGCCUACAGCAGGUACAGUGCAUAUCAUGGACCCCAGCAGCCUGUACUAUGGUGUUCAACCUGUUUCAGUCCCUGGGAUUCCCAAAGGAAGGAAGAUAAGGGCUGUCAGUCAGGCAUCAGGUGAAUCCAGGCCAAGCAGCCAUGAACCAGAGGGGGGAGAGGACUGUGGCUAUGCCAGUCUGGAGCUGCCUGGAGAGUCCACCCACUUGGUGUCCAAUUUGGACCCUGAAGAGCCAGGAGACGAUCUCAUCUCCCCCUAUGCCAGCUUCACCUCACUAGCUGAUCCCCCUGCACCUGUGCUCAGUGGCUGGUUGGACAAGCUCUCACCGCAGGGGAAUUAUGUCUUUCAGAGGCGCUUUGUCAGGUUCAAUGGAAAGAAGCUGAUGUAUUAUGGAAGUGACAAGGACUCCUUCCCUAAGGGGGUUAUCCCACUGACUGUCAUUGAGAUGAUCCGAAGCUGCAAGGAUUGCAAGUUCCAAGUCAUCACUAGCCAAAGGGUGUUUGUGUUCCGAGCUGAGAGUGAAGUUCAGAGGGAUAACUGGUGCUCCACACUGCAGUCUCGACUGAAGGAGCAACGGCUUCUAGGCAACCCCAGGCCUCCUCAUCCACCACGGCCCCUCCGCACAGGGACCCUAGAGCUUCGGGGACACAAAGCCAAAGUGUUUGCAGCUCUAAGCCCUGGGGAACUAGGACUGUACAAGAGCGAGCAGUCCUUUUCUCUGGGCAUUGGAAUUUGUUUCAUUGAGCUUCGGGGCUGCAGUGUCCGGGAGACCAAGAAUCGAAGCUUUGACCUCCUUACACCCCAUCGAUCCUUCAGCUUCACAGCAGAGUCAGCCUGCACUCGCCAGGUCUGGGCAGCUGCACUUCAGGAGGCCAUCACUGAGACUCUUUCUGAUUAUGAGGUGGCUGAAAAAAUAUGGUCCAACAGAGCAAACCGACAAUGUGCAGACUGUGGAGCUUCUCGUCCUGACUGGGCCUCAAUCAACCUGGGAGUGGUCAUCUGCAAGCAUUGUGCAGGACAACAUCGGGCUCUAGGCUCUGGGGUGUCUAAAGUGCAGAGUCUGAAACUGGAUACAAGCAUCUGGAGUAAUGAGAUCGUACAGCUUUUCCUCAUCUUGGGAAAUGAUGGAGCCAACCGGUUCUGGAUAAAGGCACUGCCUCCAGGAGGAGGGCUGCAUCCAGAUACUCCUCCUGGCCCGCGUGGGGACUUCAUCUCCCGCAAAUAUCGGCUUGGCCUCUUUCGGGGGCCCCAUCCUCAGUACCCUGACCAUAGUCAGCUGCUGCAGGCACUGUGUACAGCUGUGAUGGGACCCAACUUGUUGAAAACCAUGAUUCAGCUCUUCUCAUAUGAGGAACCAUGCUCUGAAGGCAGUUUCUCUAAUCUGCUUCCCUUAGACCCAUCUCCUGGUGUAUACAAUGAAGUCCUGGUGCCUGCCACACUAAGUGGCUUUUUGCACUGCAGUCCCAUCAGCAGCAAAUCUGGACCACCACCCCACCGCCGGGGUCGGGAUGCACCCCCCAGGCUAUGGUGUGUGUUGGGUGCAGCACUGGAGAUGUUUUCAUCAGAGACCAACUCAGAGCCAAUAAGUCUGAUCCAACCUCAGGAUGUAGUGUGUCUGGGGGUAAGCCCCCCACCAGUUGACCCAGGGGACCUUGACAGGUUCCCAUUCUCUUUUGAACUCAUUCUGACUGGAGAAAGGGUCCAAUACUUUGGGACUGAUGGAGCUGAUAGUCUGGAGGCCUGGACCAGAGCAGUGGGCAAGUGGUUCUCCCCGUUAAGCUGUCAUCAGCUCCUGGGUCCUGGCCUGCUGAGGCUAGGCCGUUUAAGGCUGCGGUCCCCCUCUCAGACUGCAAUGACCCCAGGCCUCUGGCUGUCUGCCUUUGGCCUCCUCCGAGGUGACCAUCUAUUCCUGUGCCCAGCACCAGGCCCUGGCUCCCCCGCCCCUGAGGACACUGUGCACCUACGAAGACUACAGGAGAUCAGUGUUGUGUCUGCAAACGAUAGCUCUGAUAAGAAGGACCAUUUAGUCCUGGUGGAAACAGGAAGGACCCUGUAUCUACAGGGAGAGGGGCGGAUUGACUUUGCUGGCUGGAGCACUGCCAUUGGAGGAGCAGCUGGUGGGGGGGGCACUUCAUUGCAAGGGCAACAGAUGAGUCGAGGAGACAUUCCUAUCAUCGUGGAUGCCUGCAUCAGCUUUGUCACUCAACAUGGCUUACGUUUGGAGGGUGUAUACCGGAAGGGGGGUGCUCGAGCACGAAGCCUUCGGCUCCUGGCUGAGUUCCGGCAGGAUGCACGGUCAGUGAAGCUCCGGCCAGGAGAGCACUUUGUGGAAGAUGUAACGGACACACUCAAAAGGUUCUUCCGGGAGCUGGAUGACCCUGUGACCUCUGCACGAUUGUUACCCCGAUGGAGGGAGGCUGCAGAGUUACCCCAGAAAUCUCAGCGGCUAGAGCGGUACAAGGAAGUGAUUGGAUGUCUGCCCAGAGUUAACCACAGGACAUUAUCCACCCUUAUUGGUCAUCUCUACCGGGUACAGAAAUGUGCUGCUCUGAAUCAGAUGUGUACUCGGAAUCUAGCACUGUUGUUUGCACCAAGUGUGUUCCAGACAGAUGGGCGAGGGGAGCAUGAGGUUCGGGUGCUGCAGGAACUCAUUGAUAACUACGUUUCUGUCUUUGAUAUUGACUCAGACCAAGUGGCUCAGAUUGACCUGGAAGUCAGUCUUAUAACUACCUGGAAAGAUGUGCAACUAUCUCAAGCUGGAGAUAUCAUCAUGGAAGUUUACUUGGAACAGCAGCUACCAGACAACUGUGUCACCCUGAAGGUUUCCCCAACUCUAACUGCUGAGGAGCUGACAAAUCAAGUACUUGAGAUGAGGGGAGCAACAGCUGGCACAGACCUGUGGCUGACAUUUGAGAUCCGAGAGCAUGGCGAGCUUGAACGGCCUUUGCACCCAAAGGAACGGGUCCUAGAACAGGCCCUGCAAUGGUGCCAACUCCCAGAACCAGGCUCUGCUUCCCUAUUGCUGCGCAGGGUCUCCCUAGCCCAGGCCAGCUGCCUCUUCACAGGUGUACGACGGGAGAGUCCCCGGGUGGGCCUGCUUCGGUGCCGAGAAGAGCAUCCCAAGUUGCUAGGAAGUCGUUUUCAGGAAAGGUUCUUUCUACUUCGGGGACGUUGCCUGUUGCUGCUUAAGGAGAAAAGGAGUUCUAAGCCAGAGCGAGAGUGGCCUUUGGAGGGUGCAAAAGUUUACCUAGGAAUACGUCGAAAGCUAAAGCCUCCAACACCGUGGGGCUUUACAUUGAUCCUGGAGAAGUUGCAGCUCUACCUGUCCUGCACAGAUGAGGCAGAGAUGUGGGACUGGACAACCAGCAUCCUUAAAGCCCAGCAUGACGACUUGCAGCCUGUGGUCCUUCGUCGACAUUCUUCUUCUGAUCUAGCUCGACAGAAAUUUGGAACAAUGCCUCUGUUGCCUAUUCGAGGUGAUGACAGUGGUGCUACCUUACUCUCUGCCAACCAGACACUGCGACGACUGCACAACCGGAGGACACUGUCCAUGUUUUUUCCCCUGAAACUGUCUCAGGAUUCUGUGGAAGAACAAGAGGAAGAGGCUGAGGAGCCAGUGUAUGAGGAGGUAGGGGCCUUCCCUGAACUGACCAAGGACUCUCCACUCCCACUGGAAUGGACAUCUGAACCAGAGGUCCCUAGGGAUUCACCCUCUAGCCAAACUGUAUUUCCAGAGCAAAGUCAGAGCCUACAGAGUGACGGCCCCCUCCUUUCAAAGUCAAGCUCUCUGGGACAAGAGAAGGGACCUCCAGAGCUGCCUUCUGGUCCCUCCCAGAAAACCAGCUUCCAGCAUCAUUUGUCCCUGGAAGACAAACUGUUACAGGAGCUCAACUCACUGAUACUUCGAAAGGGCGAGGCCACUGCUUUCAGUCUGCCAGCUUCUCAGCCUCCUAGCCCCCCAACAUGGACCCCUAACCCCAUUAAUCCCACUACGCAAACUCCUGGACAUUCUCCUAAAUCUCCAUGUAAUUCCCAUUCUCCAUCUGGCCAGCCACUUACAUGAUCCUGAAGCCGCCAACCUGCUCUAGGAUGGGAAUGUAGAAGGGCCUAUUGCUCAAGAUAUAAAAGACAAUAUUUAUCCUAAGUGUUUACUCUCUAAGGGAUGAAGCUAGAGGCUGGAAAUACAAAGACAAAAAAAAAGAAUAAAAAGCCCUCCCUUCAGGGAGUUUAUAUUCUACAGACUCCAAACCCCUCCCUCCCUCCCAGAAUAUUUAAAGCACCUCCCUCAGCUACAGGCCAGGGAGAACUCCUCCCUGUUCCUGAAAAUCCAGUGUGGUGUGCUAUAGUAGAAAGAAUGAGUCAGGAGACCUGGGCUGCAGACAGGAUUCUGUCACUAACUACUUCUAUAAUCUCUAGACCUCAGUUUCUCCAUGUGUAAAAUAAGAGGGUUAAAUAGAUAGCUGAACUCCCUUCCAGGACUGACACUCUAUGUACUAAGUCCCCUAAGAGCCCUAUUGCUCAGUAGGCCUGUUGGAUUGGGGAGGUAUGGAUAUAGACAGCCAGGCAGGAUGGGAAUCCAUUUAAUAAACUUUGAAAACAAAUGGCUACAUGUCUGCCUUUGCUACCCCUAUGAAGCUGGGGUUGGGGGAGUGGGGAAAACCUGAUGGAAGACCUUAAGGGUAAGUUAUAUACAAUUGGGGAGGGGAUCAGCCUGAAGAGAGAAUUGGCCCAGAUGCCUUUAAAGAAGAGAGAAUUGAGGGAGUUUGGGACAGUCCUUAGAAAGGAGAAAGCAAUUGUGGGGUAACAAGUGAGCCCACUCUUCCACCUCCACUUCCACGGCACUCCUUAUUCCCCAGUAUUGCUAAGUAUUGGGGAGCUCCCACAAUGUACCUUUGUCGCUCUCAUCUCCCACUCCCGGGGCCUCAGGCAGCUUUCUCACCGGGACUGCUCUGGCUUUUCCGGUUCGGUGAGCAAUUGGGGAAGGCAAAUCCCGGUGCCCCCGAACCGGGGCCAAACCCAGCCCUGGGCUGCCCCUAUUUCCACUCUAGCUCCCCCAAAUCAGUUUGUCCCUUCUCUAAGGACAUCGACGUCAUCACAACCACUUCCUCUACCUUUCCCCGUUUCCCCUGUCCGGUGAUGGUCUUGGUGGUGAUGGGACCCCAGCAGCAGAUCUGCAUAUGUAAAUAAACAUAUUUGCAUAAAAGAA
Molecule: messenger RNA, 5984 nt
Organism: Monodelphis domestica (gray short-tailed opossum)
Lineage: Eukaryota; Metazoa; Chordata; Mammalia; Didelphimorphia; Didelphidae
Gene: ARAP3
Product: ArfGAP with RhoGAP domain, ankyrin repeat and PH domain 3
Biological process (GO): positive regulation of GTPase activity; signal transduction
Cellular component (GO): cytoplasm
Molecular function (GO): phosphatidylinositol-3,4,5-trisphosphate binding; GTPase activator activity; protein binding
Source: RefSeq, a predicted model, not a curated record